GAAAGAAGCUGAUCACUGUGUUAAAAUGGCAGAAUUGAUAGAAUACAACUUAGAAGAUGUGGAUGUUGCUAUAUUAGCUGUUCGUGUAGCUCUUGCAAAGGGUAUGAACUGGGAUGACCUUUCACGUAUGGUGAAAGAUGAAAAGAAAGCUGGAAACCCUGUUGCUAGUCUCAUUGACAAGCUCCAUCUUGAGAGGAACUGUAUGACUUUACUGUUGGCAAACAAUCCUGAUGAAAUGGAUGAUGAUAAGAAGACACUCCCUGUAGAUAAGGUUGAAGUUGAUUUAGCUCUCUCAGCUCAUGCCAAUGCUCGGAGGUGGUAUGAACUUAAGAAAAAGUAAGAGAGCAAAUAGGAAAA
Molecule: messenger RNA, 357 nt
Organism: Arachis ipaensis
Lineage: Eukaryota; Viridiplantae; Streptophyta; Magnoliopsida; Fabales; Fabaceae
Biological process (GO): ribosome-associated ubiquitin-dependent protein catabolic process; rescue of stalled cytosolic ribosome
Cellular component (GO): RQC complex
Molecular function (GO): ribosomal large subunit binding; tRNA binding
Source: RefSeq, a predicted model, not a curated record